GUGUCCCUGCCCGGCCGCCGUCGGCUCCCGUCAACUGUCAACAACGCCGAACUGUGGGGCACAACUUUCUGCGCCCACUGCGCUGCACUGAUUUGAAUACAUUUAUUUAUUCCAUCGCGCGUCGCUUCCGCCGUGACAGCACAAAACACGCGCAGUUAUGCGGCACCACGAACGUCCUCGGCGAUUCACCGAGUCCGAACUGGCCUUCGAUGUAAUGAGCACCUAAAGACAGAUAAAACAAGAAAGAAGAUGCUGUGUAUGUUCUGUCGCUGCAAACGGAUUUAUCGCUGAGCGUGAAUAGAAGACGAGGGCUUUGUGGAGAUGUUGAUCGAGAUGCCGUCACUAUCGUGUGGAAAGAAGAGCCCGAUGUGAUGGAGGACACAGAGGAAAGCCGUGCCGAUGAGCGGGCCCCCGCACCUCCAGAGCGAGGGCUGCUCCACACCUGGCAGUCAGCGGGCCCCAGUGCGCAGCUCGGCCCCGAACGAGUGCUGCUGUCCAGGCCCGUCCUCCAGGUCAGCCUGGGAGAGCACCAUGGCCUCCUGCUGACACAGGGUGGCCAGGUCUACUCCUUCGGGGAGCUGUUGUGGAGGGACCUGAGCAUCCCGGCGUCCUCUCCGCUGCUGGAGAACUCUCUGCUGGGGAGGACGGUGGUCUGCGUGGCCGCCGGCGGCUUCCACUGCGGAGCGCUGAGCGAGCAGGGCAGCGUCUUCAUGUGGGGGGAGAACACUGCGGGACAGUGCGGGCUGAAUGAGAGAGGCACGGACACAAGCAUCACGGUUUCAGAGCCUUGGCCGGUCACCGUGGUGGACAGCGACGCCGUUCCACCAGCAGCGGUUCGGGUUGUGGAUCUGGCGCUCGGGCGGGAGCACAGCCUGGCCCUGUCGGCCCGGAACGAGCUGUGGGCCUGGGGAAGCGGCUGCCAACUUGGCCUGGUCACGAACACCUUCCCUGUGUGGAGACCACAGAAGGUGGAGCACUUGGCAGGAAGACACGUGGUUCAGGUGGCUUGUGGUGCCUACCACAGCCUGGUCCUGGUCCGCAGCUUACAUCAACAGAAUACCCAGAAUGCUUCAGAGAAGAGGCAGCGGGGGCAGUCGCCUCACUGUCCAGUCACGGAGGUGGACGAGCCCCCUGCAGCUGAUGCAGGUCACUACUGUCCGCUGGGGGUGGAGCUGACUGAAGUCAUGACCCACGAGCCCGUCUUUGGUUUUGGUUCCCAGACCUCUCCGGGGAAAAGAGACCCCAGACGGAGGCUCCAACCCGGGGAAAGGAUGACUCCUCCAGUUGGGAACACCACCCCCCUCAAUGAGACGGAGGACCGCCCCAGGGCUCACCCACUGCCAAGCUGGAGAACCAAUAAGAACCCAACUUUCCCCAACGAAGCCGAGCUUCAGAACCUCCUCCAGAAACUCUCCAGUCAGUCUUUGGAGAUGCGCCACAGCAUCGGGCCUGGAGACACCGACUCGAUGAGCAGUUACACGUCAGAUGACAGCUGUGUUUCCUCAACUCCUUCCACGGAUCUGUUGACUUCCAGUUACAAGGAAGAUUCACCAGUUAAGAGUCAAAGCCACAACGGUGUAGACGCGCCGCUCUCCUCCGCUUCCGUGUGUUUGGAAGAAGUUCGACUUUGUCUGGCGGCGGAGAAGCCGUCACCGAGGGGACCAAAGAGCACCAGUCUCACAAACAUCAACCAGAAGGGCAAAGCAGCAGGGGGCCGGAGACGCUCUCUGCCAGGAACACCCACCCGGGGUUCUCCACGGCAACGGCGGUCCAGUGCCAGCAGGCCGUCCUCCUCAUGCCGAAGCCGCGCCGCAGCGCUGGAGGAGGUUGCGGAAGGGCUGCCGUCUCUGGAGACAGAAGUGUGGAGCUGGGGCCGUGGGUCUGAGGGGCAACUGGGACAUGGAGAUCAGCUGGCCAGACUUCAGCCUCUGUGCAUCAAGUGUUUGACAGGCGAGGAGGUGAUCAAAGUGGCUGCAGGGUCGCACCAUUCACUGGCUCUCACAGCCCACUGCCAGGUGUUCUCGUGGGGCAGCAACAUGUGCGGACAGCUCGGCCAUGUCAACAGUCCUGUGACUGUACCUCAACAGACAGAGCUGUCCGACGGUCUUCGGGUUUGGGACGUGUCGGCCGGUCAGAGCCAUUCUCUGCUCCUGGCCGACGGAGACUGCGUGCAGCCGGUCCUGUUGUACUGCGGCCCGCAGAAAGAGGCAAGCUCGUCGCAGAGGUCACACCAGACUCAAAGGUCACCCAGCAGAGCAGAGAGCUACACGGUCCGACCCGACCUGCUGCCCUUCUGCGUGGAGAUGGGUUACAUCAGCGGCGUCUGCAGCGGCGGUCAGAGCUGCGCGGCGUUGGCCGACCUGAACGUCAUGGGCUUCAUCUCCGCCAUCCACGAGCUGGCCUCCCGAGAGCGGCGGUUCUACUGCUGGUUGGGCAGCGUCCGGCGGCUCCUCCUCACGCCGCUACGCAACAGAGAGAGCGCGUCUCCGUCAUUGGGGGAGCCGUGCACGCACCUCUUCUUCUCUCUCUGUGAGAGUUUUGUUCGUCUGAGCCUCCUGAUUGGUCGACACUCCACGGCGCUCAGCUACUUCCUGCGUGAUGUGCAGGGUUGUGAUAUCGCCUCCCUUCCCCUGCUGACGCACUCUGAGCACUUUCUGGACGUUUAUGAAGAGUAUUUUUCUUCAGUCGGUGACUUCCAGGUGAUGGGUGGAUUCCGAUCACUCCAUAAACUCUCCCUCGAGUGUUUAGGCUCCCAGCAGGCCGCGCUCGCUCAGCUGUGUGAACCAGACCAGUCCGCCGCUGGUAAAGCUGAUCUGGUUUCCUUGUUGUACUGGCCUCUGCAGCAGCUGCACCAGUACGGCCGAAUGCUGCUCAAACUGGCAGCCUGUUACGAUGUGUUAACUACAGAGUAUCAGUCCCUCGAUCAGGGCUGUAGUCGGUACGACUCCCAGUCCUCAGCCCUUUUGAGGAGGAAGAAGGAGGCUGAAACCACCUCCCUCUUCUGGAGUUCCCACUCCGGGAAAACCACCGAGGUCCUGCGUCUCCCGCAGCGUCGCUUGGUGUGUGAAAGCAGCAACAGAUCUCUGACCCUGCAGAACGCCGGGCGCUUCUCCAACCACUGGUUCAUACUGUUCAAUGACACACUGGUGCACACACAGGGUGCGAUUCCCUCUCAGAGCCUUUUCUCCACACAUCACAUCUACCCUCUGGCCUCUCUGUGGGUGAAGCCACUGACUGAAGACAGCAGCGGACUCUACGCCAUCAAAAUAACGUGUCCGGAGGAGAGUUUCACCCUGGUGGCCUCGACUCCGCAAGAGAAGAACAAGUGGCUGUGGUCUCUCAACCAGGCAGUGGAUCGUGUGCUGGGCGGCGCAGGUCAGGGGUCGUCGCCGGGUUUGACCGCCAUGUCCCGCACGGCCUCGCACACGUUCUGUGGAGAGGGCCGCUUUAAAGACGCCCAUUACACCGGCGCCUGGCUGGCAGGGCGGGUCCACGGCAGGGGCACCAUGAAGUGGCCGGAUGGACGGACCUACAGCGGGAACUUCAAGAGUGGGCAGGAGGACGGAUAUGGGGAGUGUCUAAUUCCUGACAAAGUGCUGAACAAGCCGGACUGCUACCAAGGACAGUGGAGAGAUGGCAAGAUCCAUGGUUUCGGCAAGUACAAGUAUGCCAGUGGCGAGGUGUACGAGGGCUGUUUCUGUGAUGGCCAGCGGCACGGUUACGGCAUGCUGAGCUCCGGGCGGAUGGCCAAAAGGUCUUCCAGCGUUUUCAUUGGCCAGUGGGUCCACGACAAGAAGACGGGCUACGGCGUCUACGAUGACAUCACAAGGGGAGAGAAGUACAUGGGGCUGUGGUCGGAGGAGCAGCGGCACGGCAACGCUGCCGUGGUCACCCAGUGCGGUUUGUACUACGAAGGGAUCUUCAGAGACAACAAGAUGUGUGGCCCAGGUCUGUUGGUGUCAGAUGACGACACAGCUUUGCAUGGGGAGUUUUCUGAGGACUGGACUGUCAACGGGAAGGGCGUUUUAUCGCUGGCUAACGGGGAUUGCUUGGAGGGCCUGUUCAGUGGGGAGUGGACCACAGGGCUGAAAGUCGUUGGAACGUACAUCAAACCGUCUGCAGAUGAACCCGAACACAAAGAGAGAAACGGCCUCCUCCGGGUGGGUCAGUACGCGGUGCCGGCAGGUCAGAGGUGGCUCUGCGUGUUCGACGAAUGCUGGAGUCGACUGGGCUGCGAUUCUGCCGGCAGAGGAGAGCGGGCCGCAGCCUGGGACAGCAUCGCGGUCACCAUAGCGACUGCGCGACGACAAAGCCCCAAUCUCAGUAGGUCUCAGAGUAAAGUGCUGGAGCGUUUGGAGUGCAUUCCUCAGCACGGAGAACCGGUGACCACGGCAAACUACGACAGCAUACGGAGAUACCUCAUCAAGGCGUGUGAGACCCCUCACCACCCUCUGGGUUGGCUGGUGGAGACGCUGGUGACGGCCUACAGGAUGACCUACGUCGGCGUGGGAUCCAACCGCCGGCUGCUCAUGCCGGCCGUCCAGGAGGUGCUGGCCUACCUCACUCAUUUCUACAGAAUUGUCAGGUUUCUGUUUCCGGGGCUGCCGGAUGAUGGCGGCAUCAUCCCGGACCCGCCUACCUCCACACCGGAAAGCAGGCCGAACCCUGACAUGUCAGACCAAAGCGGCGUCCUGGUGCUGAGCUCCUCCUCCUUGCUCCUCCCCCAGCUGCUGCCUCGCCUCUACCCGCCCCUCUUCACCCUGUACUGCCUGCAGGAGGAGCAGGUGGACGCCCGUUACUGGGAGCGCAUGCUCCGACUCAACAAACAGCCCGACCGGUCGCUGCUCCGCUUCCUGGGAGUGCAGGAGAAGUUCUGGCCAGAGUGGACCUCAAUUCUAGGGGAGAAAAAGCAGAUUGUGUCCAGCAGUAAAGAUGCCUGCUUUGUUUCUGCUGUAGAGACACUCCAACAAAUCAGCACUGCCUUCACUCCGUCAGACAAACUCCUCGUCAUCCACAGGACGUUCGAGGAAUUGACACAGGAAGUAAAACAUAUGCUGGACGACAACUUCCUGUUGUGCAUGGAUGACCUGUUCCCUCUCUUCAUAUACGUGGUGCUCAGAGCAAGGAUUAGGAACCUGGGAGCCGAGGUCAGUCUGAUCAAAGAUCUGAUGGAUCCCAACAUUCAGCACGGAGAGAUGGGCUAUAUGUUCACGACACUGCAGGCCUCCUACAUGCAGAUCCUCCAGGAGUCUGCUGCGUAGCAGCACAGAAGAAGACACCGGGCAGAGCUUCUCACGCAGGCGCUGCCAGAACAAAACCAGUCAAACCCGCCUGGAUUCUACCGCUGGGAAGCUGCAGAUGGGACGGACGCACUCCUCCACUUUCUGUCAAAUGAUGCCUGACCCCUCAUUCACUCUCAGUAUGUUACAGCACACGUCUUUCGCCCCCUUCUGGACAAGUUGGUAAACUGCUUUAUUAUUCUCAUUACAUCUUGAAAAAUUGUUACUGUGGACUUUUUUAAUACAUUACAUACACUGUAUAUCAUGAAAAGUAUUUAAUGAAAAAUGCUGACAAUGGUCUUGCAAAGUUGUUACAGCAUUGCAGUUCUCAUUCAUAAUAGUUUCCUCCUAAAAGUUUUUUAACACGGGUCGUAGUGCUGCUACGUCUUGGUCACUGUUCCCAGAGCAGCAUCAGGAGGGAGUUGUUUCGUCUGAUUUGGAUCAAGACCAACAGGUUCAGGCACUAAAUGCAUUAACUGAGGAUUGAUUUUUCUCCCUCAGAAGCCAAACUAAAAACACAGGUCAGAAAGCUUCAUUUCUCCUUUAACCGAAGGUUCCUGAAAACUGUCUGUAUACUAAUGAAAGUGGUUCCAUUUCACUGACAUUCUGUGACAAAUUGAGAGCCUUUUACAUCUUUUGAAUGCAGGCGAGGUUGUUAAAAGCAUUACGCUAAACGGACAGGUUCAGUUCCUUGAAACUUUCAAAGUACUUAUUAUUGAACAACCUUUUUGUCGAACCUCACAAUGAAGCAGCAGACUGUCACUACAGACGGAAUCCGUGUUUUUACUUGAUUGUGCAUUGUGCAAAGGUUCGUUCAUUGGUUAUUCCGUGUAUUAUAUCUAUUUUGAGCAUGUAUGGACAAGUCUGACAAAGAACACGUUUAGUCUGCUCCAGUAAAUCAUUUGGGCAAACUACCUUUGACAAAACAUAUCUAUGAAUUCCAGGAUUUAGAUUGUUGCAGGAUUUGUCUGCAGAUUUUGGGAGUUUGGUUGACAUGAGAGAAGUGAUUACUACUUAAUGUGCAUCCUUUUUUAUUUUUAAGGAUUGAUUCACAUUGUAAGACAUUUUAAACAUUCACUAUUUUUUAUGAACUACUGCACUUCCUUAAAUGAAAACAAAUAGCAUCAUUAUGUUGUGAUUGUGUAUCACUGUGUGUUUAAAUGCAGCUAAUUAACUGCACUACGGAAUGCUUAAUGGUACUAUGGUUUUAAUCCUUGUAAUUGAUCUAUUUUGGUGGGACAUCAAAGUAAUAACUUACAGUAUUUUGUUUUCUUUUAUGUUUCUUGUUCCUGCAAAAGAAAAAUGUUGAUUAUAAUUUGGCAUGACACUGGUUUUGGCCGCAAAAACUGUAUUUUCUUUAAGAACUAGUGAGCUUAGUCACUUUGAAAAGAAUUGUCUUAUUAUUAGAAGCUAUUUUAAUUAUUUAUUAGAGAUAUAUUAAAAGUAUAAAUUCUACAUCAGUGUUGAUAUUGAGUGUCAACGUGGAUUUACACAUUUCUUUCCAAGUAAAGAGGGGAAAAAGCGAGCUGUUGAUGUUUUUAAGAGCCGUCAUCGUGUUACUGUUGAUCAGCUUCAAGUUGUCAGGAAUAUAACAAAAAAAAAACCUUUCAAUAUUCUAGAAAGAGGUGUUGCAUUCAAUUAAAUCUGUUUCUGUUGUUACUGAAGUGUGUUAUUUUUGUAAAGUUUAGUUUCAUACAGAAGUAAGCAAGGAUGAAUGAGACAACAGCUGGCCUCUGGACCGUACAGAUGUUUUCCAGGUUUUAGCCCAAUAUCAACAACCUGCAGCUUUGGCAACCAAACAUUUUUCAUUGACACUGUUUUGUUUUCUUCUUCUGAAAUGAACUAAAACAAAUUCAUGACUUGUGAUUAUUAUCUUGUAACUAAACCUAUAUUUUUGCAUCAUAGAGACAGAUGAAUGGUGCAACUGAUCAAGGAAUGUUGUAGUCGUUUUGAAAGCUGAGAAAUUGAAAAAUGUUUUGUAAGGGGCAAUAAACUUGGUUUGAAUC
Pungitius pungitius (ninespine stickleback) is the source of this 7285-nucleotide messenger RNA. RefSeq names its product alsin-like. Gene Ontology annotation, biological process: regulation of GTPase activity; endosomal transport. The transcript has 41 exons. Gene Ontology annotation, molecular function: guanyl-nucleotide exchange factor activity; small GTPase binding. The record is from RefSeq and is a predicted model, not a curated record. Bases 372 to 5261 code for a protein of 1629 amino acids. Lineage: Eukaryota; Metazoa; Chordata; Actinopteri; Perciformes; Gasterosteidae. Gene Ontology annotation, cellular component: cytoplasm; intracellular membrane-bounded organelle; dendrite.